AUGAGCGAAAUAAAUAAUGAAAAUUUAGACUCAAAUCGAAUUAUAAUAGCCGAGCCUACAGAAAGCAAGAAUAAGCAUAUUCGUAGCGCUUUGAGAAAACGAAGGGGUAGAUUAAACACCCAAGCUUACGAGGAGGAUCAAGAAGCUAUUUUAUCAUCCCCAUUAUUGACUUCGACACCUAAAACAGUCUCUAGGUCAUUAGUAAGGUUGUAUCCAUAUUUGAUCGUCGUGGAUAAUUUUUUGAGUAUCAUCACUUGGUCUAAUGACCAUGUUUCAGCAAACUUACUUGGAAUAUUCAUAUUUACGGUUUGUGUAUUAUAUUUUGGAUUUAUUACAAAGUAUUUUGGGCAUUUAAUGAUCGUAUGUAUAAUUUGGGUAUAUCUGUUAAUUGAUAAGCACGUUCAAGAAACCAUGGCAUCAUGCCCUUCAUUAGAUGAUAUAUUACAUGUUAUGGACAGGGUUUCCAUGAAGUCUAGUGCCGUAUUAUCACCUAUUACAAUUUUAAGUGGUCAGGAUGUUAGAAGGCUGUUAUUUACUAUUGCUUUCUUAUCCCCAGUUUACAUUUUCCUUACUAUGUUUGUGUUAUCUCCAAACUAUUUAAUGUUGAUAGGGGGUUUAUAUGUCCUUACGUAUCACUCUAAAUUGAUCAAAAGGAUGAGAAGAUAUUUAUGGAAGUUCCGUAUCAUUAGAUUACUUGUAUUCUUUAUAACAGGAUUAGACCUUGGAGGACCGGAUAACAAUAGACGCCUAUUCGCAUCUGUCAACAAGAAGAUAAGGUCCUUUGUUUGGAAUGAGGUAGGGAAUGCGUCAAACACAAAAAAGACUGUACUUUUUAAGGUUGCUCUUUUUGAAAACCAACGCCGGUGGCUUGGUAUCGGCUGGACAUCAAGUAUGCUGAGCUAUGAAAGGGCCUCUUGGACAGAUGAGUUUUUAAAUACUUCCCCCAGCUUAGAAACAUUUACUUUACCAGAGAAGCAGUCUGGAAUGACAUGGGAAUGGCACGAUAAAGAUUGGAUGCUCGAUCUAACAAAUGAAGGAGUGAUCCAGCUUCCUGCUUCCGCUACUAAGACAAAAGUUAAACCAGGUGCAGAUGAAGGCUUUAUUUAUUAUGACAAUACCUGGAAUAAUCCCUCUGCAACAGACACAUAUAAAAAAUACACAAGAAGACGGAGAUGGAUUAGAACGGCGACAGUAACAACGACGUAUGAUGAGGAGCCCAUUGUAGAGAAAGCUUCAACGACUUCUCACGAUCUAAAAUGCGAAGGAAAUGACAGAGGCAGAGAAAGAAAGGUUUCAUUUAGUACAGCGAAUGAGGUGCAUAUUAUACCUUCUACGGAUAGCAACCGGUUAAUAGAAAUGUCUGAUAUUGCAAUGAAUUCUCGAUAA
This is a messenger RNA of Saccharomyces mikatae IFO 1815, 1386 nucleotides long. RefSeq names its product peroxisome biogenesis protein (gene PEX31). Gene Ontology annotation, cellular component: peroxisomal membrane. The record is from RefSeq and is a predicted model, not a curated record. Lineage: Eukaryota; Fungi; Ascomycota; Saccharomycetes; Saccharomycetales; Saccharomycetaceae. The transcript has a single exon. Gene Ontology annotation, biological process: peroxisome organization. Bases 1 to 1386 code for a protein of 461 amino acids.